Molecule: messenger RNA, 1765 nt
Organism: Salvia splendens (bonfire salvia)
Lineage: Eukaryota; Viridiplantae; Streptophyta; Magnoliopsida; Lamiales; Lamiaceae
Product: alkane hydroxylase MAH1
Exons: 2
Coding region: 105-1589 (494 amino acids)
Molecular function (GO): iron ion binding; monooxygenase activity; oxidoreductase activity, acting on paired donors, with incorporation or reduction of molecular oxygen
Source: RefSeq, a predicted model, not a curated record
UCCCAAGGCUCAAACCAAAAAAGCCAAACACCAUUAUAUAUACACAGAAGAGACACCAUCACAGAAACACACAAAUUAACAUCAUUCAUCCAUUUCUCUCCAAAAUGUCAAUAUUAGAAUCCCAAUACAUCCUUCUCUCAAUAAUACCUCCACUCUUCCUAGCAUGGUACUUAACUCAUAGAAGAGGCAAGCAACCACCGGAGCCGACGCUGUGGCCGCUGCUAGGCAUGCUCCCGGCGGUCCUCCUCAACCUCCGCCACAUACACGACUACGCGACGGAGGUCCUCACCACGUGCGGCGGCACCUACCGCUUCAUCGGGCCGUGGUUAUUCAACAUCGACAUGCUUUUCACCUCCGACCCCGCCAACAUCCACCACAUCCUGAGCCGCAACUUUUCCAACUACCCGAAAGGCCCCGAGUUUCGAAAAAUAUUCGACAUCCUCGGCGAUGGAAUUUUCGGCGCCGACUUCGAGCUAUGGGAGAUUCACCGUAAGACCACCAUGGCCCAGCUCAAGCACGCCGAUUUCAACGAAUUUCUCGAGAGGACCGUCUGGCAGAAGGUCGAGGACGGGCUCUUCCCCGUCCUCGACCAUUUCUGUGGGAAAAAAGAGGGUUUGGAUUUGCAGGAUGUUUUCCAGCGGUUGGCUUUUGAUAACAUAUGCAAAUUCGUGCUUGGCAGCGACCCCUGCUCUCUGCGGAUGGAUUUGACUCUUUUUCCUUGCGAGAAGGCGUUUAGUACGCUGGCGGAGCCGCUGCUGCGGCGGCAUAUACUGCCGGAGUGGAUGUGGAAGGUGCAGAGGUGGCUCAACGUCGGCGACGAGAGGGUCAUCGCCGAGGCUGCCGCGGCGUUUGAUGAUUUCAUCUAUCCGCGUGUUGGUGAUGAUGCCGAUAUGUUGAGGGCGUUUGAGAAGAUGUAUAGUGAGAGGAAAUCGAUUGCGGUUGGUGCUAAUCUCAGAGACUUUCUUAAGGAUACUUCUCUGAGUUUGAUGUUUGCCGGGAGAGACACGACCAGCACGUGCCUCACGUGGCUCUUCUGGCUCGUCGCGCAAAACCCUGCUUCGGAGAGGAAGAUUCUAGAAGAAUUGGAGGCCGAGCUCGGUCUCGAGAAAAAAUGGAGAUCCUUCACGGCAGAAGAGUCACACAAGCUAGUGUACCUACACGGGGCUCUAUGCGAGUCGCUGAGGCUAUUCCCUCCAGUUGCACUGGAGCAUAAAGCUCCAUUGCAACCAGACAUCCUCCCGAGCGGGCAUCACCUGGCCCGCAACGGGAAGCUAAUCAUAUCAUUCUACUCAGUGGGAAGAAUGGAGAGCGUGUGGGGGAAAGACUGCCUCCAUUUCAAGCCUGAGAGAUGGAUCUGUCCGAGCGGGAAGAUCAAGCACGAGCCGUCGUACAAGUUUCCGGCGUUCAACGCAGGGCCAAGGACGUGCGUGGGGAAGGACAUGGCGUUCGUGCAGAUGAAGAUGGUGGCGGCGGCGAUACUGUACGGAUACAAGGUGAGAGUGGUGGAGGGGCAGAGGGUUUCGCCUCGGGAUUCGAUCAUUCUGCAUGCCAGAGAAGGAUUGAAGGUGUCGUUGCGUAAGAGAAAUUGAUUGGACGGAUGCAAUGAUUGGAAGAUGAUGAUGCCGUCUGUUUGUCUCUCUGUUUUAACGAUAUCACUCAGUAGAAUUCAACAAAUGUUAAUAAUGUUGUGUUUUUCUUUUUUUGGCACUUGCAGACAACGGCUGCAGUAAGCUCCCUCUCUUUAUGUAUUUUCUUUUUAAUUCAA